UUGCUUCGAGCAGAACUAAAAUGCCGCGAAACGUUGUUGGUUCUUAAACUUGAAGGAUGGCAGAGAGCAUUGACGGUCGCGAGGAGAGCGAAAGAGUCGCUUAGCAAAGUGCAGAAGGAAACUAAGAGCACAGAUUCCUUUAGGUUGACCAAGAGUUCCUACCUGUUCUCUUGGGGUGAAGUAUAUUACAGAGCAGGGAAUAUGUCAAAGUCACUGAGGAUUUUUCACAAGGCGCUGAAGAUAAUGGAAAAUGAACUUCACAGCCAUACAAGCACUUCAAGGUGCUUAAACGGCAUUGGAAACUGCCACAACAAGCUAGGACAGUAUGACGAGGCCAUAAAGUACUACAUGAGAGCAUACGAUAUGAGACAACAGCUCUCUGGCUCAGUGAAACAUUUUGACAUGCCCUUCUUCAAAGGACAGAUCGGGACGGUUUAUGAAGGAAAGAAACAAUUUGAAAAGGCAAUCGAAUACUACAAAGAAGCCUUAGAGCUCGCUAAGGAACUAAAAAUCCCAGGCAUGGUGAACACUGCCCAGUACAAUCGAAACAUUGCUAAUGCGUACUGUUGGUUGCAAAACUUUAAAGACGCCUACCAACCUGCAAAGAACGCUUUCGAGAUCCGGAAGGCCAUUUUGGGAAGGCACCCUGACACUGCUCGAAGUGCUUUCCAAAUGGCGCAGAUUUGUCGAUACUCGGAGGACUCUGACGCAGCGAAAGAGUUUUAUGAGGAAGCAUGGGAGAUUGAGAAGUCUCUGGGCCAAGGAAACCACAGCGAGGUCAUGGUCAGAAUCGUUGAGAGCUCCGAAGGGUUCUUUCUUGAAGGAAAGAGGAAAGAUCAGUUUCGACAAGAAGUAUUCGACUUUUUUCUACGCUACUGGGACGAAGAAAGAGCCUUCGAAGGGUUUGAAUUUUCUCUCGCCAACAAGAGAGUUAUUGAUUCAAUAAACGAAAGGUUUAGUGAAUUUGGCGACCGGCAAAGACAGGAGAGAUGCCAAAAAGAAGCUCUAUGGUUUUAUGAAGGCGCGUGGAAUUCACCCGACACGAGAAAGUUGCCAGACACCGCCAGAGAGGAAAUUCUGCAAACUCUUUGCGGUCUCUGUAAACAGCUUCGCGAGAAAAGUAAGGCCGAAAAGUACAAUAACGAAGCCUUUCGAUUUUAUGAAAAGAAGUGGAAAAGGGACAAGGAAGGGAUGUCAGAGCGCGACAGAAUCGACAUUCUUACCACUCUGGUAGACAUGGCUACAUCACAGAUGAAAGAGAAGAAGAAACAAAAGUAUGAGAGUUUGUUAAAGGAAGCCAAACAGAGCGGAACUUUGAUGGGAACUGUGAAAGGAUUCCUUUAUUUAAGAGCAAAAGAAGCUGAACAGGUGUCUAGUGAGGACGAUGACGAUGACGAUGAUAAUGAAGUUGACAUUCCUUACGAUGAUGAUGAUGAUGAUGAUCUGGAUAGUAGCAGUGGUAGCGAAGAGAUUCCAGAGGCCAGUGGGCAAGUGCAGAAGGCGGUAUUGAUGACAUUACGGAUUACAAUUCCAGCGAAAAAUUCUCUUUUCUGUAUAGUUGAUUUCAUUUUCAUUCAUGGUAUUGUGAUUACUUUCAGAGGAACACUCACUAGCGAGGACGUGCAUUGGAACAUCAAGCUAGGGGCUGUACAUCUAGCCUUCCCUCGUGAUGCUGUAUCUGAGCUCACCCUGAUAACGGUCCAUCGAUGGAAACCCACGGUCCUGUCCCCGCCUUUGCAGGAGCACGAGGCUCUCGUUAGCAACGUUAUUGAAAUUUCUUCGAACAGUCACGAAGCUUUCAAAUUUGAAGCUGAGGUUAAGAUGUCAUUCACUCACAGUUCUCCCGGCCUACACGGCUACGAGUUGGUGUUGUACAAACAGAUUGACAACGAGACCGGUACAUGGGAAGAAGUGACCGAUGUGGAAGACUUCAAAACUAUCUCAGAUUUUGAAGAAGAAUAUCAAUCUAGCCAAGAUAUUCCCAAUUUACACUUUCCUAUUGUGCAAGCGGAUAUAACAGAAUGUGCCACAUAUGCUGUUGUGAGUCGUCUCCAUCUUUCCCCUGAAUUCACGAUCACAUCAUAUGGUGGUUCCUUUUUCAUGCCUGAAUAUCCAAGUAUAGGUAUUACUAUCCCGAAAAAGGCUGUUACUUCGAAAACAAGGAUUCCUCUUCGAAUGAAGGUACAGAAUUUUCCUGCAAUAUUCUUGAAGCCUGUUACCAUAACGCUGCCAGUUUCGUUGGGAGACACGCACCAUGACUUUCCUGAUCUAACGGCAUGCCGGGUAAGAAUAUUGUUUCUGAGUUCUGAUGGUGAACAGAAGGAAUGGAAGGAAAUCACCGACGAUUUGAAGAACCCAGUGACGUUUGACGGCAUGACUGUUAAAUUUCAGGUGGAACGCUUCUCUGGGUAUUCGUGUCUUAUUGACUGGUGUGCAGAUAGCUUCAGUUAUCAAAGCGUUAUCGGAUAUCUAUCGAGCCUUAUUCGGAUCCAACCUCAGCUGGCAGUGUUCUUCGCCUACUUCCCUGUGGAAGACCGCCCUGAUUCUCAAGACAUCUUGUACCUAAUUUGCUGCCCAUCUCAACUUAAAGAAAAGGUGCGGGCUGAAAUUACGAAUCAAGCUAAUGCGCCUACUCCGAGCGAUUCAAGCUCCCGCAUCAAUAUGAUUCCUGGGCGUGAUAGGGCUUACGUCUCCCUCAUAGGAGGGAUCAGAGCGAUUGAGGAAGAUGACAUGGAUGAAUUUUAUCUCCAGUUUAUGAGUGAUGACCUCCAUAAAGCUCAAGUUCCAAUCCGUGUCAUUGAUGACAAAGGACUUUCAGGGGUGAAGUUUUUCAAAAUCUAUGAGGCUCUUGCAGGAUUGAAAAUCGAGACCCAAGAUGAGUGUUUUGAAGCCCUUGUCAAGGAAAUGAGCCGCUAUGAUACAUUCGAAUUUGUGGGGCAUCGACUUCAGGAAGGUAAAGAUGCUGUUUGCAAAUCAUUGAAGACAAAUUCGGACGUGAAGAAAAUUGUAUUAGAAAAAGCGGAGUAUCAUUGGAAAAACCUUGCAAGAGAGCUGGGGCUUGAAGAUGGAAUAAUUGAUGCGAUAUCUGUGGAACAGCAAGAUAAAUGUGGAGAAUGCUGUUAUCAAGUUCUACAAAGAUGGUACGAAGAGAAUGGCGAAUCAGCUACUAUCAGAAGAGCCAUGGUGGCACUGACUAGAAUAGGAUUAGCGGACAUCAACAACGACAUUGUAGAUUGUCUUAAUUUGAGACGUCAGGAUCAAAUGGAGUUAGACUCAUAGAACUGAUAAAAU
Messenger RNA from Pocillopora damicornis (cauliflower coral), 3291 nucleotides. RefSeq lists its product as uncharacterized. The record is from RefSeq and is a predicted model, not a curated record. Gene Ontology annotation, molecular function: protein binding. Lineage: Eukaryota; Metazoa; Cnidaria; Anthozoa; Scleractinia; Pocilloporidae. Gene Ontology annotation, biological process: signal transduction.